CAGCUCAGCUCAUAAAUGCUCCUCUUCCUCCACACCUUUGGAAGCCUUGUCCACCUUUCGCUCCUUGCCGGCCUGCCAGCUGGGCGAAGACUUCGAGAUGCCAGCUGACUUCCUACUCCCAGAAAUAGUCUCACCUGCAGCCAUGGAGAAGUAUGUCUCGGCCAUCCAGAAGAUGGAACAGACGGUGAUGUUCCCAAGCCUCCUUCGUGGAGUCUCUUUAGAAGAUCUAGAAGAUGCCUUUGGGGCCGACUCAGCCGACAAAGACUUGUUUGAACAUUUUAUGGUGCUGAAAUCCGGCAAGGGGAUGUUGGAAGGCGGUUGGCCCUUAUCUUUGAGAAGAGAGAAGCUACCUGCGGUUCCUCAGCUGAAGGAGAACAUGGAGAAGGACAGCCUGGAAGAUAUCUUUUAUUAUCACUUGUCCAGUCUGUACUGUGUCCUCCAUCAUUUGACUCAAAGAGCCCAAGCCGUCACCGCCAAAUACAACGAAAUUAUGGAACGUAUCAACCGGAGCUAAAUGGUGGAGAAACACACACGAGGAAGCAAUCCAAGGUUUGCUCCAGUAUUGUUGCCCGAAAACCACUGAUGGACGAGAAAG
Molecule: messenger RNA, 595 nt
Organism: Notechis scutatus (mainland tiger snake)
Lineage: Eukaryota; Metazoa; Chordata; Lepidosauria; Squamata; Elapidae
Product: mid1-interacting protein 1-B-like
Biological process (GO): regulation of lipid biosynthetic process
Cellular component (GO): cytosol
Source: RefSeq, a predicted model, not a curated record